Molecule: messenger RNA, 1151 nt
Organism: Myzus persicae (green peach aphid)
Lineage: Eukaryota; Metazoa; Arthropoda; Insecta; Hemiptera; Aphididae
Exons: 1
Source: RefSeq, a predicted model, not a curated record
GAUGUGCUUCUUCUAAGUAUAGAGCUUAAGAUUGUUUUAAAUUUGAAACCAAUGAUGAAAUAGUAAUUGUUAAAAAUAUAAGUUAAGUCUUAAGGAAACAUAUUUACAUAUUUAUUUUUGGAGUUGCAACUGAAUAGUAGGUAAAUAACUAAAAUCAAUUUCGUUCAAGUUCAAAAUAACUGUUUUUUUUUGGCAAUUUAUGCCAACAUUUGGAAAAAACUAAUGAACAUUUCGGAAAAUGAUCUCUAAAGAACCCGGUCAACCUCAAAGAAGUUUAAUGUUUUCAAUCCCGAAUUCAUAGCUCCACCUUAAAAUACAAAAUCAAUUUUGAAUGUAUAAAUUCCCGCUUUUUUGCAUUCUAUUGCUGUGUUUUGUGACGGUUUUCUCAGUUUCCCACCCCACCAAGACAUCACGAGUCAUGAAGUACGAGCAACGGCAAGUGGCGACUGACGAGUGACGACUCGCUUAACCGCUUUCGAACACCACGGUACUCACGUGCUUUUCGAAUAAUUCGAUCUUGUUUGCCGUUGAAGUUGUUUGUUCGUCUAAAACGUACGCCGUUUAUUGAUCGUGCUGUCGCACUUCAUCCUUUAAAACUUUGACCAUAGGUCAUACCGCAGACUAUUUGUUCGUGUGAUUCGCUGUUUCGUGCUACUUGUCUUUUGAUCAUUGACUCUAUAAGUGACAACCUGUACAAGUGCAGAAACAUGAUGAACAUCGAGGAAGAAAUCGGUCUCCCCGUUCAUUUGUUGGACCACGAUUAUUUUCGUCCAGUUGUUUACGAGAACAAUCCAAAUGAAGAAGUAACUGAUGAAGAUGAAGAAGUACUGGAAGAUGAAGAAGUACUUGAAGAAGAUCCGGAAGAAAAUGCUUUGAAUCAAGUACCACUAGUACCAGUAACCUACAGAGUGAUUCCUGGGGUUCACCAUGGUUCAAGGGUUUAUGUGGAUGAUUUAGGUUUUAAGUACUACAAGCGCGAAGCAAGAGUCAACCGUAUAUACUUAGUGUGUGAACGGCAAAAAAGUCGGAUUUAUGAUUUUUGUCCUUGUACGGCAUCAGUAAGUUCAGAACUUCUUGAUAAUAGGAUAAAAAUUCGAAAUCAACACAACCAUGGACCUGCAAACAUCAAUUUACAUGUACCUUUUUUAAGA